AUGGCUAAUCAUGACUGGGACAAGGACGAUAGACACAAAAAACGAAGGCACGAAAACCUAGCCGUUCUUCGUAGGCAGGGCCGAAACCAGUACUCAUGGAGGACAAUAUCAGAUUCAUCACCACGGGCUAAUGAGCUCGGGCUCCAUUAUUCCUCUGGACCACCCAGAUAUAUCUGCGGAGGAAUCCUGGUAGUGGCGAUGGGCAUCGGGAUGCUAUUUUUUAAUGUAAUCGUGUUGAAAUCCGAUGUUUUGCCUGCUUACUUUGACAAGUCAGAACAACCUGCCUUUCAGGAACCUCCUAAAGAGAUUAAUGUUCUUUACUACAAUAGACCUGAAUGGGUACCUGAAAUUGUAUUCAAUAAUUGUGAAUACCCAUGCAAAAUGAUAUCAGGAUCAAAGCUAGACUCGGCAAAUUUCGUCCUUUUUCAUGGACCCAGAAUUGGAAAGAAAACCAAACCACCAAAUAAGUUACGUGGCCAAGUUUGGAUAAUGCAUGGUAUGGAAUCCCCACAUCACUAUUAUAAUGACUUGUCAGAGUGGAAUAAUUUAUUCAAUUGGACGUUCACAUAUAGAAGGGAUUCUGAUGUUCUGUCGGUUUAUUCUGGAUUUCAGUUUCAUCGAAAUAACACUACAAUGAAUAUACGUAAACAGUGGAAAGCCAAAGACAGAAAUACUGCCUGGUUAGUGUCUAACUGUCACACUCCAAGCAAACGAAUGCAAUACAUAAAGAGUCUUAAAAACUCCACUGAUAUUCAUGUUUACGGUGGCUGUGGUCAACACAGAUGCACCAGAUCAAACGAAAACAAUUGUAUGAAACUUCUUCAAAAACAUUACAGAUAUUACUUGGCCUUUGAAAACUCUCUGUGUGUUGACUACAUUACAGAAAAAGCAUUUAAAACCUAUACAUUCUCUUUCUCUACGGUCUCAGUUGUAAGAGGUGGGUCAAAUUACUCCCUGUUUCUCCCACCCGGAUCUUAUCUAGAUGCCAAGGACUUUGUUAAAGGCCAUGCGUUAGGGGAAGCGAUGAAGAGAUCUUUCGAUAAUGCAACUGAUUUUUUUUCGUGGACUAAAAAUUAUAUCAUUCAUUAUCAAGAACAAAAAUGGUGUUCUUUAUGCAAACAUAUUCACCAUUCUGAAAACUAUAAACGAAUAUAUUCAAACAUCAACUUUUGGUUGAAAGAUCUCCCAAGAUCAGCAUGUAAAAUUCCCAAAGAUCUUUGA
Ylistrum balloti is the source of this 1221-nucleotide messenger RNA. Its product is annotated as glycoprotein 3-alpha-L-fucosyltransferase A-like. The coding region runs from base 1 to 1221 and encodes 406 amino acids. The transcript is spliced from 2 exons. The record is from RefSeq and is a predicted model, not a curated record. NCBI's taxonomy places the organism in Eukaryota, Metazoa, Mollusca, Bivalvia, Pectinida, Pectinidae. Gene Ontology annotation, molecular function: alpha-(1->3)-fucosyltransferase activity. Gene Ontology annotation, cellular component: membrane.